CCCUACAAGGGAGCGCUGCACUUAGUCACCGGCCAGCUGAGCAGCAGCUGGCCGUUGACUCUAAGCGCACUCCUUGCAGGGCAAGGGCAGGUGAGAGGAGAUUUGACAUGCUUCCCCUUCACCCCCCACCCUUAGGGCCUGAUUGGCCAGGGGGCCUGGGAGCAGUAGGACCUCCAUGGGCUGGAUCAACCCACAUGGUUGGCCGAAUCCGGCCUGCAGAGGCCCUUUUGCCCACCUCUAUCUUAGUCAAUGGUCCACACAGCCUCCCAGUGUAACAUACUCUUCUCAGUUUUCUUGUUAAACACAUAACAAAUCGGUCCAUUAAAAAGCAGAAAUUGCUGAACAGGGCCUGUUCCUGAAGGCAUAUGUUGGAAAUAUGCUGUUUCAAAGUAACAAAACAGGAUUUCUGCCUUACCGUUUGAAACUAUUAGAUAUUUGUGAUAUUGGUGGUGUUGCUGCCUAUUUUUCCAUUAGUGACCUGACUACGUGGGUAAUAACCAUAGCAGUGACAAUGAGACCAUUGUGUGUGUUCCUUGCUGUUUUGUUCAUCCCAUGGGGCUUUUCUUUAGCUAAGUUUGAUGAAUUUGAGGAUGGGGAUGAUAUUGUGGAGUAUGAUGAUAAUGACUUUGCUGAGUUUGAAGAUGUUACUGAAGAUGUAACCACAGAAUCUCCACAGAGGAUCAUAACCACAGAAGAUGAUGAGGAGGAGGCCACUGUCGAACUUGAAGGUCAAGAUGAAAAUCAGGAGGACUUUGAUGAUGCAGAUGCGCAGGAAGGAGAUGCCGAGAAUGAGCCAUAUGAUGAUGAAGAAUUUGAAGGCUAUGAAGAAAAAACAGAUGUAUCUCCCAGCAAAAGCAAAGACCCCAUAACCAUUGUUGAUGUCCCUGCGCAUCUUCAAAACAGUUGGGAGAGUUAUUACAUGGAGAUCUUGAUGGUAACUGGCCUUCUUGCAUACAUCAUGAACUACAUCAUUGGGAAGAAUAAAAACAACCGGCUAGCUCAAGCCUGGUUCAACACUCACAGGGAGUUGCUGGAAAGUAACUUUGCCCUUGUUGGGGAUGAUGGCACAAAUAAAGAAGCCACAAGCACAGGGAAGCUCAACCAAGAAAAUGAACACAUAUACAACUUAUGGUGCUCUGGCAGGGUGUGCUGUGAGGGAAUGCUUAUCCAGCUAAAGUUUCUCAAGAGGCAAGACCUUCUGAAUGUACUUGCUCGAAUGAUGAGGCCAGCCUGUGACCAAGUGCAAAUAAAAGUAACAAUGAAUGAUGAAGACAUGGACACUUACGUGUUUGCUGUUGGAACAAGAAAAGCCUUAGUGCGACUUCAGAAGGAAAUGCAGGACCUGAGUGAGUUCUGCAGUGACAAACCGAAGUCUGGGGCAAAGUAUAGUCUUCCGGAGUCACUGGCUAUCCUGUCAGAGAUGGGAGAGGUCACAGAGGGAAUGAUGGACACAAAGAUGGUACAUUUCCUCACGCACUAUGCUGAUAAGAUUGAGUCCGUCCAUUUUUCAGACCAGUUCUCCGGUCCAAAACUUAUGCAAGAGGAGGGUCAGCCUUUAAAACUGCCUGACACUAAAAGGACACUAUUGUUUACAUUUAACGUGCCUGGUUCAGGCAAUACUUCCCCAAAAGAUAUGGAAGCUCUGUUGCCUUUGAUGAACAUGGUCAUUUAUUCUAUUGACAAAGCGAAAAAGUUCCGUCUAAAUAGAGAAGGUAAACAAAAAGCUGAUAAGAACAGGGCACGAGUAGAAGAGAACUUCCUUAAAUUGACUCAUGUGCAAAGGCAGGAGGCUGCCCAGUCCCGCCGGGAAGAGAAGAAAAGGGCAGAGAAGGAGCGAAUUAUGAACGAAGAAGAUCCAGAGAAACAGCGUCGGCUGGAGGAAGCUGCUUUGCGACGUGAGCAGAAAAAGCUUGAGAAGAAGCAGAUGAAGAUGAAGCAAAUCAAAGUGAAAGCCAUGUGAAACCAUUGUGGAAAAUUUCUGUGCCACAUGUAGACUUUUAAUUCACAGGGUAUAAAGAACUAGUCAAUUUCAUAACCUUACACUUCUUCGAACACUGUCGGCCAUUAAGAGAAAUGCUUUUUGCAUUCACACUACUUAACAAUUAAUUUGGGUAUUACAGCAACACACUGAUAUGUAUAGAGGAUGAUUUGUCUCUGCCACUUUCUUCCAUACGGUUGGAUUAUUUGCUACUUCUGAUGCUUUAAAAAAAAUCCUCAAACUUGCAAUAUCCCUUAAACUCCUUUUGUGAUCUUUUUUUUUUUUUUUUUUUUUUUUU
This is a messenger RNA of Pelodiscus sinensis (Chinese soft-shelled turtle), 2276 nucleotides long. Lineage: Eukaryota; Metazoa; Chordata; Testudines; Trionychidae. The record is from RefSeq and is a predicted model, not a curated record.